UUGCCCAAUUUUGCGACUGUGCGAGCUCCCAAUCCGUUCCGUUGUGUUUCGCCGCGGUGGCACAAUACGCAAAUCACUCGCACAUUCUCAGUUCUCGGCUCAUAACACCCGGGCUGCAUCCUUCAAAUUCCCUCAAUACCCCGGUCUCUUCCCACCUCCCACCAGACCAGAAGCUUGUAGGGUGCGACCUCAUCGCCGACAAUGCGCCUCGGAUCGGCCGGCCUCACGGCCCUGCUCUGGAGCGCCAUCGCUACCCUCACAACAGCCACCCCCAUCGCCAACAAUGAUAGCAGGCCCAUGCCUGUCCUCCGCCCGCGGCAGGGGGGCACCGGCGUCACACCAACCCCGACCCCGACCCCGACCCCGACUCCGACAGGAGAAUCGACGACGCCGGCGACAGCGAGCACGGCAUCCGAGCAGGAGGCCACCACCACCGUCACGAUAACCACGACGGUUGGCGACGGGGGCGGCGGCCGCACGACGACCGCGACCACCGUCGUCCUUCGCACCAUCACCACCACCAUCCUCGUCACGUCGACGAGCUUCCAGACCACGACCGUGACCAGCAGCGACGUCGCGACCGCCACGGUCACCAACUACGUCACCUCGACCGUCCUUGCCAAGCGAAGCCUCGAGGUCCUCCCCCUCGACGCCCCCGUCCCGCCGGCCCAGAUCACACCAGCCGCGGACGACUACCGCAGGCGCGCCCUCGUCGAGAAGCGUGCCCUCGUCACCGUAGUCGUCACCGUCGCCGGCACGGCCGCGGGAGUCUCUACCGUCCUCGACACCCGUACCAGCACCGUCGUCUUCACCACCACCUCCAACACCGUCUUCACCUCCGUCCUCACCUCGACCCAGUUCAACAACGCUCAGACGACCAUCACCGUCCAGUCUACCCUGACGGUCACCUCCACCUCCAUCGACACCGCUGCGCCCACCACCGUCGACACCGGCCCCACUAGUGGCAUCAUCAGCACACCCACGGGGUCCAGCGGCGCGCAGAACACGAGCGGCGGCGGCGGUUCCGGCGGCCUGUCCACCGGCGCACAGGCAGGUAUCGGCGUGGGCGUCGGCAUCGUCGGUCUCGCUGCCCUCCUCGCCAUCGGGUGGUGGGCCUACAAGCGCCGCAAGGCGAACCGCCCCAGUCGUUCCGACCUCGACGACAUGCGCGCCUACGACCCCAACGGUCCCUCGCCCCUGCACGAGCCGACGGGCAUGUCCGAGACGGGCGCCGGAUUCCGCGGUGCCGGAGCGGGCGCCAUGAGACGGCAGCCGGUGCCGAAGCACCAACUCUCGCCUCCAUCGCAGAGCGUCAGCCCGCUCUCGAACCAGACGGCGUCGUACGGCAGGCCCCCGACGGGCGGCGCGCAGGAGUUCGGCGGAACGAGGGUCAUGCCUGCCGAGAUGGGCGGCGACGAGGUCGUAGAGAUAGGCGACUCGGAGCCGAGGCCGCAGCAGCCGUUGCAACACACGCCGGCGGCGGGGAGGCCAUAUAACUCGGGCCCGGUCCCGGACAUGUAUGAGAUGCCCACUGAGAGGUAUCGGUAAUGCCAUAAUUUCUUUUUGUCGCAUGCGUGUAGUGAGGAAGGAGAAGAUGUGGAAAACUGCGCUUAUGAUCAUAGGUAUGGAGUAAGGAGGAAUCAUUUACCUCGACAUUUCUAGAAAGCGUUACAUGGAGCUUCAGGUCCCGCGGAUGAGCGGGCAGGCCGGCAUCGUAUAGCCAGUAAGAAGAGGUAGAAAACACAACUGCCUGGGCGAGAUAGUCCUUCCGGCAGAUAAUCUUCGUAAUGUGUACGAAAUGAAAUCAGCAAAAGUUGGUCAACCAUGCGAUGUUAUGUGGCGAAUCCGAGAAAACCAG
Colletotrichum navitas is the source of this 1858-nucleotide messenger RNA. RefSeq lists its product as uncharacterized. The record is from RefSeq and is a predicted model, not a curated record. The transcript is spliced from 2 exons. Lineage: Eukaryota; Fungi; Ascomycota; Sordariomycetes; Glomerellales; Glomerellaceae. The coding region runs from base 202 to 1548 and encodes 448 amino acids.